CUGCAGAUGCUGAGGAGGAGAGAGAAGCAUUUGCUCCCAAUCCUAUCCACUUUUCCAACAAUUCUCACCCCUCCAACUAUUUAUAUUUCUCAAAGAGACGCCUCCGUCUCGCUCUUUCUUUCUCUCUCUCCACCGCUUCGCUUGUGCGUACGCUUCUCGCUUUCUCUCUCCUAGGGUUAGGGUUAGGGUUUGCGACCUCUCGAAACCACAAGAUGCGGGGCGACGACGAGCAAUCGAGGCUCAUCUACGAGCUCUGCGCCCUCCUCUUCACCAUGCUCCGCUACCCCCACCUCGCAGUGCCCUCGGCCCCCUCCUCGUCGUCCGCCGCGGCGGCGGGGGCGCCGCUCCCUCCGCAGCCGACGAGGAGGCCGCGGCCGCCGCAGGUAUCGGCGGCGGGGGUGGCGUCGCUGCUGCUCGGGGCGUCGCUCGCGCUGAUGCUGUGCGGGUCUGUGACGUUCGUGAUCGGAUUCAUACUCAUGCCCUGGGUCGUGGGACUCCUCAUGGUGUUCUACUUCGUCGGGAUCGUCUCCAAUCUCUCCGGGAUGGGGAGGGCGAUUCUUUGCCCUAACUCACCCUCCUCCCCCAAAGAAGUCUAAGGGCAGAUCUUCUCCAAACUUCCUACAACUUACAUGUCUGUGCAUACAAGGACUAGUAGCUUCCAAUGAAGCUUAAGGCGGCCCGAAUUUAUUAGCACGCCAGCAGUUUGCAUCUGCAUCAACUGAUACCCUCUCCUCUUACAGUUAACAUGGUGGUAGCCUUUCGGUUUGAUACUCUGUUUUGAAGGUCCUUGUAUUCUCUUCAUUGUAAGCUUUGUAAAUAUUGAAAUUAUCCUUCACGAAGGGUAAAAGUAAUCUGAACUUUACCCGUGUUGAUCCCCCUUGCCUUUUUUCUUGAUCGCAAUGCAAAUCGGUGUCUGAUUGUGCCCGGCUAUAUAAUUUGGGGGUAUCAUUUUGUUGUAUGUUGUGUUAAAAUCUAUAAAGUACGUGAUUCUCUCCA
Messenger RNA from Ananas comosus (pineapple), 996 nucleotides. RefSeq lists its product as uncharacterized. Bases 213 to 596 code for a protein of 127 amino acids. The record is from RefSeq and is a predicted model, not a curated record. NCBI's taxonomy places the organism in Eukaryota, Viridiplantae, Streptophyta, Magnoliopsida, Poales, Bromeliaceae. The transcript has 2 exons.